AACAGUAACGUCACACGGACUACAGGGGAGUUUUGUUGAAGUUGCAAAGUCCUGCAGCCUCCAGAGGGCUGUCGGCGCAGUAGCAGAGAGCAGCAGAUUCCGCGCGCUCCGGAGACCGGCCGUAGAGCGCCAGGCAGAGCGCGCCAGCAGCAGCAACCACCGGAGCCCAACUCGGACCACAGCCCUCCCCAGGCGGCCGCGCCAUGGAACACCAGCUCCUGUGCUGCGAAGUGGAGACCAUCCGCCGUGCGUACCCUGACACCAACCUCCUCAACGACCGGGUGCUGCGAGCCAUGCUCAAGACCGAGGAGACCUGCGCGCCCUCCGUGUCUUACUUCAAGUGCGUGCAGAGGGAGAUUGUGCCGUCCAUGCGGAAAAUCGUGGCCACCUGGAUGCUGGAGGUCUGCGAGGAGCAGAAGUGCGAAGAGGAGGUCUUCCCGCUGGCCAUGAACUACCUGGACCGCUUCCUGUCGCUGGAGCCCCUGAAGAAGAGCCGCCUGCAGCUGCUGGGGGCCACGUGCAUGUUCGUGGCCUCCAAGAUGAAGGAAACCAUUCCCCUGACCGCCGAGAAGUUGUGCAUCUACACUGACAACUCUAUCCAGCCGGAGGAGCUGCUGCAAAUGGAACUGCUUCUGGUGAACAAACUCAAAUGGAACCUGGCUGCCAUGACUCCCCAUGAUUUCAUCGAACACUUCCUCUCCAAAAUGCCAGAGGCAGAUGAGAACAAGCAGAUCAUCCGCAAGCAUGCGCAGACCUUUGUGGCCCUCUGUGCCACAGAUGUGAAGUUCAUUUCCAACCCGCCCUCCAUGGUGGCUGCUGGGAGCGUGGUGGCUGCGAUGCAAGGCCUGAACAUGGGCAGCCCCAACAACUACCUGUCCUGCUACCGCACAACGCACUUUCUUUCCAGAGUGAUCAAGUGUGACCCGGACUGCCUCCGCGCCUGCCAGGAACAGAUUGAAGCCCUUCUGGAGUCCAGCCUGCGUCAGGCCCAGCAGAACAUCGACCCCAAGGCCACCGAGGAGGAGGGGGAAGCGCAGGGAGAGACUGACCUGGCCUGCACACCCACCGAUGUGCGAGAUGUGGACAUCUGAAGGCCACCACCGGCCAGGCGGGAGCCACUAAGUAGUGGCAGCCCGCCUUGAGAAAGGAGCUAGCCUGGGGCGCUCCUAACGACGUUCCUCUUAGGGACAUUUGUUACCAGAAAGGGAAGUUUUGUUCUCUUUGUUGGUUGUUUUUCUUUAAUCUUUCUCCUUUCUAUCUGACUUAAGCAAAAGAGAAAAAAAAAAUACCAGAAAGUUGUCUUAAAGAGAGAGAGAGAGAGAGAGAGAGAGAGAGAGAGAUAGAAUUUGCAUCACCCUGAGUGUAGGGCGGAGGGUGCUACAAAAAUAGGAUUUUAUACCCCAGUAAUCAACUAGUUUUCUAUUAAUGUGCUUGUCUGUUGUAAGAAUAGGAUUAACAUGCAGGAAGUGUCCAGAAGGAUUUUGAUUUUAUGUGUUUAAAAAGCUUGAGAAACAUUGUUUUUAAAAAAGGAAAAAAAAGGCAAAUAGAGCAAACCGUUGUUAAAGUAGAAGAGAGUUUUAGCUAGAGAACGUACUCGCUUUGCUGAAAGACACAGCUUGGGCGGUCCUCAGCCUCACUCCCCUGCAUGUUCAUGGCUGCCACUGCCAGUCACUGUUUCCUGCGCCUCAUCCCAGGGAUGAGUAGACCUCUUCACUUACUGAUGGUCGGUGCGACCUCUAGCGGUCUUGUAGCGUGUGGCACCCCCCCAGGGCUCUCUCCCAACAUGCAGGUUCAUAGCAGUGUGCUCCAGUAGAGUGGGGAUGAGAUAGUGGCAUCGUAUAUUCUAUUUUUGUAAUCUUCCUAUUUUGUAGUUCCUGUUUAAAGAGACGCUGGUUUUUGCCUGGCGGCCCUGCAGCCCACUCACAUCAGGUUAAACCCACAGCUUUUCUCUUGUGUGUGUGGUUUGUUCUGUUUUGUUGUGUUUUCCUUCUCCAUGUUCCAAAACCAUUCCAUCUCAAAGCACUUUCGGUCAGCUAGCUGGAAGCAGUGUCGCUAGUGUGUGUGUGUGU
Chionomys nivalis (European snow vole) is the source of this 2069-nucleotide messenger RNA. RefSeq names its product cyclin D1 (gene Ccnd1). Gene Ontology annotation, biological process: regulation of cyclin-dependent protein serine/threonine kinase activity; mitotic cell cycle phase transition; positive regulation of G1/S transition of mitotic cell cycle. Gene Ontology annotation, molecular function: cyclin-dependent protein serine/threonine kinase regulator activity. The transcript has 5 exons. The record is from RefSeq and is a predicted model, not a curated record. Bases 204 to 1091 code for a protein of 295 amino acids. NCBI's taxonomy places the organism in Eukaryota, Metazoa, Chordata, Mammalia, Rodentia, Cricetidae. Gene Ontology annotation, cellular component: cytoplasm; nucleus; cyclin-dependent protein kinase holoenzyme complex.